AAUAGUAACUAAAAAAAAUAAUUAAGGCGAAUUUUCGUAUUCAUUUAAUAUUCCACAUUUGAGACUUCUUUGUUUGUCGAUUCAGUUUAGUUUUUCUGCUCGAUCCGGGUGCGCGUCGCGUCUAUUGUGGUUUAGCUAAAUAGCUCAACACCAAGCCUAAAUCGCGUGUAAAAUGAAACAACCUAGAGCUACGCGAUACUCCAGUCGCGGACGCAAGAUGCAGGCUCCCCAGGAAGCCGCUGUUUUAAACAAAACUGAAACUGCAUCCAAACCCAAAUCCCGCGGAGGGAUCAGCGAGAAAUUUGGUGAUGAUGAUGGUUUGGGAUCGGAAUUCAUCAAGAAGCCUGUGAGUCGGAAGCGAGCGCACCGCUCUACUUCCGCAGGAGCAUCCUUGUCCAAGAAUUUAUCAAGUGAUUCUCCAUCAAGCUAUUUUUCAUCACGUGAUUCUUUAAGAGAUUCUUUAUCAAGAGAUUCUUUAUCAAGAGAUUCUUUAUCAAGAGAUUUUUUAUCAAGAGAUUAUUUAUCAAGAGAUUCUUUAUCAAGAGAUUCUUUAUCAAGAGGUUCUUCAUCAAGAGAUUCUUUAUCAAGCGAUUCUUUAUCAAGCGAUUCUUCAUCAAAGGAUUCUUCAAAUGAUUCUCCAUCAAGUGAUUCUCCAUCAGUUGAUUCUCCUUCAAGGGAUUAUUCAAGUGAUUCUUCAAUUGACAAUGUGUCAAGUUAUUUUUCAUCACGUGAUUCUUUAAGAGAUUCUUUAUCAAGAGAUUCUUUAUCAAGAGAUUCUUUAUCAAGAGAUUCUUUAUCAAGAGGUUCCUUAUCAAGAGGUUCCUUAUCAAGAGGUUCUUCAUCAAGAGAUUCUUUAUCAAGCGAUUCUUCAUCAAGUGAUUCUCCAUCAAGUGAUUCUCCAUCAAAGGAUUCUUCAAAUGAUUCUCCAUCAAGUGAUUCUCCAUCAGUUGAUUCUCCUUCAAGCGAUUAUUCAAGUGAUUCUUCAAUUGACAAUGUGUCAAGUUAUUUUACAAGUGAUUCUUCGUCAAGGCGCACCGUGCAGGAGAGCUCGGAGGACGAAGAUGAUUUGCUCCAGCCGCGUCCUUCCACAAGCCGCGGCCUGACCAGUUCGUCGUUCCAUCGCCAGCUGCCUAACUACGCUUACGAUAGUGAUUCGCUUUCCGAGGACGAGGUCCGUCCGCACUUCGGGGCCUCCAAGAAGUCCGGAGUCGUGCGUAAGAGAGAAGACACACCGACACCCCCCUCGUCACCGCCCCUGAAGCGGAGGAAGCACUCGACCGAGCGCCCCGAUCCCACCAAUGAGGGACAGGAGCCCAUUCUCAUUUGGGGAAUGGUCUGCAAAGGGCGGAUGAAAACCAAGCCGCCAAACUGAAUCGGCUCUUCUGGAAUCCACAUUUACAUAUUUCCGAUCUUUGGUAAUCAAAUAAAUGCAA
Drosophila suzukii is the source of this 1433-nucleotide messenger RNA. Its product is annotated as dentin sialophosphoprotein-like. The record is from RefSeq and is a predicted model, not a curated record. NCBI's taxonomy places the organism in Eukaryota, Metazoa, Arthropoda, Insecta, Diptera, Drosophilidae.